Molecule: messenger RNA, 963 nt
Organism: Trypanosoma conorhini
Lineage: Eukaryota; Euglenozoa; Kinetoplastea; Trypanosomatida; Trypanosomatidae
Product: chaperone DnaJ protein
Exons: 1
Coding region: 1-963 (320 amino acids)
Biological process (GO): cellular response to misfolded protein
Cellular component (GO): endoplasmic reticulum membrane
Molecular function (GO): Hsp70 protein binding
Source: RefSeq, a predicted model, not a curated record
AUGGAGCCCUCCCGCAUUGACUGGAUCCUUGACAACGAGAAGAACUACUAUGAAGUCCUAGGCGUGCCGCGGGACGCGAGUGAGAAGGACAUCCGCCGCAGCUACCUCACACUAGCCCUCAAGCUUCACCCGGACAAAAACAUCGGCAACAAGAAGGCGGGGGAGGCGUUUCGCGCGGUGAGCAAGGCCUACAACGUCCUGAAGGACAAGAGGCUGCGCAUUAUUUUCGAUGAGGCGGGCGCUGAUAAGCUGCAGGGGCUUGAAGCAGAGGACCUGUCGCCGCGUAGCAUCCUUGUCUCGCUCGUCAAAUUUGCGGUUGCGAGGACGCUUUACUUUCUAGCUCGCCGAGCGUACGCCUCCGAGGUCUUGCGGGAGAGACAUGGAUGGGUGGAGGCGUUUGUCUCGUGGAGCCCGGAGGACGACUUCGCGUUUUCCCAGAGGGCGAGCCGAAAGGAGUCCCGACGCUUUGUGUGCAAAGUAUUUGCGUCGGUCCUGCUGCUGUUCCUCUGCGCCGUGGUGGGGCGAGGCUGUCUUCAGAGCUUCACCGGGGCGCCCGGUGCGGCGGCGGCGGGCGGGGACCCGUACCAGCGGCUCUCACGGCGCAGCCCCCGCGACGCCGGCGCCACCUUCACCGUCCGCGUGCUGCGUGACAGAAACGCGACCGACGUUGCCGUCUGGCGGCCCGCCAGCACCAGCGAGGCGGACGCCAGGGCGCUAGUGCGGCAAUGGAUUUCGGAGAAGUGCCCCACAGAGAAUCUCCUCGUCUGGGCAUCGCGCGAGCGCUACAAUGGCAGCGCCACUCUUCGCGUUGGACAUAAGCUGAGGGCGGAGCCGAGCCCAAACCGCGCCCCAAAACGCAAGUGGAAGGCCAAAAACUGGAGACCAAAGUUUGAGGAAUUCUUCCCUGUGAAGUCUGCCGAGGAGUUAUAUGUGGCGUCACCCCUCUGUGGGGGCGUGUGGUAA